AUGAUGUGGAAUUCAAGAUUCCUGAUUCUCCUGUCUUUUUUGUUUCUCAUGGAUUUGGUUACUGCUAAAAAGCAAUGCAAGACAGAAGUUAGCAUACCUGGUACGGCUCUCAAAGGAUGUAUCUUUAAGAAGGUCCUAGUAGCAGCUCCUCAUGUGUGCGUUAUCGCCUGCGAGAGGGAAAGGAAAUGUCAAAGCUACAAUUAUGUAAUUGGGGAAAAGUCCUGUGAAUUAAACACCCGGACCAAGGAAGCAAGGCCUGAGAAUUUCCAGCCAGAUGAUUUACGCUUUUACAUGGGACGCAUUAGUGGUAGAACCCCUUUAGGAUCUAUUCCGGAAUUACCAGCGUCAUCGUGCCAAGAGAUAAAACUAAGUGAAGGUAAAGAAAGUAUCAGUAAAAAGUACUGGUUGGAACAAGCUAAUAUCGGAAGUUCAAAGUUGGUUUAUUGCGACAUGAGCUUGGGAGACAUCAAUGAAUGCAAAGGCAGCAAUAACGAUUGUGACAAAAAUGCAAACUGCUCCAAUACUGUUGGGUUUUAUAAUUGCAUCUGCAAAGAAGGAUUUACUGGGGAUGGACACUUGUGCUCAGCCGACCCAUGUUAUGAUUAUCAAAACUUGAGUGAUGCUAAUAGAAAGAGCAGUUCCGUUACACCGGUAUCUGGACCAGUGUUGUGUGAGAACCAACUCACCGGGGGAUGGUAUCGUUUUGUGGGAGCUGCAGGAACAAAAAUGCCUACAUCUCGUGUGCCAGCAAACAGAUGUGGCACAGACUGGUCAGGCUGGUUGGAUGGUAUUCAUCCUACUGUAGAAGAUGGUAAUGUCAACAGGAAUGUCUGCUUUAAUGAUCGCUCUACUGGUUGCAAAUACUCAAAAACUAUUGUUGUAAAAAACUGUGGAUCCUACUUCAUCUACAAACUUCAACAGCCACCUUGUAACUCACGCUACUGCGGUGCGGACUAA
Pocillopora verrucosa is the source of this 957-nucleotide messenger RNA. Lineage: Eukaryota; Metazoa; Cnidaria; Anthozoa; Scleractinia; Pocilloporidae. The record is from RefSeq and is a predicted model, not a curated record.